Artibeus jamaicensis (Jamaican fruit-eating bat) is the source of this 1657-nucleotide messenger RNA. RefSeq names its product RNA binding fox-1 homolog 3 (gene RBFOX3). NCBI's taxonomy places the organism in Eukaryota, Metazoa, Chordata, Mammalia, Chiroptera, Phyllostomidae. Gene Ontology annotation, molecular function: mRNA binding. The coding region runs from base 1 to 978 and encodes 325 amino acids. The transcript has 13 exons. Gene Ontology annotation, cellular component: cytoplasm; nucleus. The record is from RefSeq and is a predicted model, not a curated record. Gene Ontology annotation, biological process: regulation of alternative mRNA splicing, via spliceosome; nervous system development.
AUGGCCCAGCCCUACCCCCCCGCCCAGUACCCCCCGCCACCGCAGAACGGCAUCCCCGCCGAGUAUGCCCCACCCCCGCCGCACCCCACGCAGGACUACUCAGGCCAGACCCCCGUCGCCCCGGAGCACGGCAUGACCCUGUACACACCAGCACAGACCCACCCUGAGCAGCCGGGCCCCGAGGCCAGCCCGCAGCCCAUCACCGGGGCCCAGACCGUGCCGCAGACAGACGAGGCGGCACAGACGGACAGCCAGCCCCUCCACCCCUCCGACCCCACAGAGAAGCAGCAGCCCAAGAGGCUUCACGUCUCCAACAUCCCCUUCCGGUUCAGGGACCCCGACCUGCGGCAAAUGUUCGGGCAAUUCGGAAAAAUUUUAGACGUGGAGAUCAUUUUUAACGAGCGGGGCUCCAAGGGCUUUGGGUUUGUAACUUUUGAAACUAGCUCAGAUGCUGACCGAGCCCGGGAGAAGCUGAAUGGGACGAUCGUAGAGGGACGGAAAAUUGAGGUCAAUAAUGCCACCGCCAGGGUCAUGACCAACAAGAAGACUUCGAAUCCCUACACCAACGGUUGGAAGCUCAACCCUGUGGUAGGCGCCGUCUACGGGCCUGAAUUCUAUGCAGUGACGGGGUUCCCCUACCCCACCACAGGCACGGCCGUGGCCUACAGAGGCGCACACCUACGGGGCCGGGGCCGGGCCGUGUACAACACGUUUCGGGCUGCGCCACCCCCGCCCCCCAUCCCAACUUACGGAGCGGUCGUGUAUCAGGACGGCUUUUACGGUGCUGAGAUUUACGGAGGUUACGCAGCCUACAGAUAUGCUCAACCGGCAGCGGCAGCAGCAGCAGCCUACAGUGACAGUUACGGCCGAGUCUAUGCCGCUGCCGACCCCUACCACCACACCCUCGGCCCCGCGGCGACCUACAGCAUCGGAACCAUGCCUCAGAUAUCCCAAGCAGCCCAUGGUAACCGCUGGUAGCCACAGGGAGCAGGCCUCUCGGGGCCCCACAACCCCUCCCAGAUGGAGGCCGCAAACCUGCGGCUUACAGGCCCCUUGGCUCCGGGAUCAGCUCCGCCGUCCACGCAGCUGAUAGCUGAAGGCUUGCUUUAAUGCACAGAGGGUUCCCUCGCUAGCCUCUGCCGAGGAGGGUACAGCCGCUUCACCCCCUACUAGCAAGAGGCCCGGCCCCUAACAGCAUUCACAGACUGUCUAGCACACACCAAACCCAGCAGCCCAAAGCCAGGCACGGCGGCCAGGAGCACAGGGCGCCGCCGAAGUCCAUAGGCUUUACCUCCAGCCAGCGGGGCCCCCCUCCCGAUGGCGCGCGUGUCUCUGACCCUGGUUACCCCCGUGUGUCUGAAACCUCAGUCCCCAUUUUGGCUUUGUUGACGUUGUGCCCGCCCCACCCCUAAGCCAUUUCAGUGAGAGCUUCUGCCGUCUCCGGCUCGGACCGCGAAGGGCAAAAACAAAAAAACAAACAAAAAAAUCACAAAACAAAAAACCCAACAAAAAAAGAUGUUAAGAUCCAAGCAACACAAAACCAACCGAACCAAGACGCAUCCACCACCUCCAGGUCUCACGCGCCCGGAGCCGCAGUGAGGAGCCCCCGCCCGGCUGGGACAGCCGCCGCGCCCCUCCCGAUGGGGCAGGGGCGGGC